Dama dama (fallow deer) is the source of this 3307-nucleotide messenger RNA. RefSeq names its product peptidylprolyl isomerase like 6 (gene PPIL6). Gene Ontology annotation, biological process: protein peptidyl-prolyl isomerization. Gene Ontology annotation, molecular function: peptidyl-prolyl cis-trans isomerase activity. NCBI's taxonomy places the organism in Eukaryota, Metazoa, Chordata, Mammalia, Artiodactyla, Cervidae. The transcript is spliced from 7 exons. Bases 11 to 814 code for a protein of 267 amino acids. The record is from RefSeq and is a predicted model, not a curated record.
GCGCGCAGGCAUGGCAAGCCUGCAGCCGUCGGUCCCGUGCAUCUCGCGGUCGCCACCCGAGCAGCCGCUUCAGGUGAAGGUGGUGGGGCUUUUCAAGAGCUCCAGCUUUCAGAUCGCGAAGAGCGCCGCUGAGAGUCUGAAGAGUAAUUACCCAUCCAAAUUUGAAGAUCCUAUAAUAAUUCCUGUUCAAGAAUUUGCAUGGCAUCAGUAUCUACAAGAGAAAAAAAGGGAACUUAAGAAUGAAGUCUGGGAAUAUUCUUCUUAUGUGAUGUGUUUUAUUAAUGAUGAGCUCCUGGGUGAUGCACUUGAUCUACAGAAAUGGGCCCACAAAGUGUGGGAUAUAGUUGAUUUUAAGCCUCCUGCACUUUACGAAGCACUUACUGUGGAUUAUUCUGCCAAAUUCUUAAGAGACACCAAGCAUAAUUUUGUGUUCUUGGACAUUUCUAUUGAUCUUUAUCCAAUUGGAAGAUUGAUUUUUGAGCUGUAUUCUGAUACAUGUCCCAAAACAUGUAAAAAUUUUCAGAUCUUGUGCACAGGAAAAGCAGGGUUUUCCCAAAGUGGCAUCAAGCUACAUUACACAGGUUCCAUUUUCCAUCGAGUGGUACGGAAUGGCUGGGUACAAGGAGGAGAUAUAGUUGCUGGAAAAGGAGAUAAUGGAGAGUCAAUUUAUGGACCAACAUUUGAAGGACAGGCCCACACUGAGGAAGAAGUGCGGGGAAUGGAGUCAAAAUUAUGCAGGUACUGGGAUAACAGGGAUGAAGAGGGAAAGGGAACAGAGCCAGGAAUCCCAGAAACCAAGCUGCCACAUAGAUGAACAGCACAUGCAAACAGCCCUAGAUGGAGUUUGUGAAGUUGGGAAACUGCCUUCCUUCUAAAGCCAUACCUCCUUCUAAACACUGAGGAAGACUAAUUUUACAUAAAAAUAAAGUUGCAUUAGGAAGCAGCAGAAAUUUUCUUGAAGGAAAAAAAAAGGUGCAUAGUCAUAUAACUACAGAUAAUGGAAGUACCAUAGAAAGAAAGCUCACAGGUCAAACUGAUUUCAAAAUGAGCUACAAGACAUAAAGAAAAUGAUAUGACAGGAAAGAACUUGUAAAUCAGAAUUAGAAAACCUCAGAUAUGAGGCUGUUUACAGAACUGAAUAAAAGAGCUAACAAUAAAAGAAAAUUCCAGAAAUGAACAAAUUAUAAGGAACACGAGACCAAAUAAAAACAACUGAUAUGUGUAUUAAAAGAAGCAAAAGGCAGAAAGAGAAAAAUAUUUUUUUAAACCAAAAUGAGAUGAAUAAAGAUGAAAAGGAUUUACAAGAAAGUGAUAUAGAAAGAAGAUCCAGCAUACAGAUGAUAACUAUCCUUAAGGAAUUAAACCAAUAGAAGGGAAUGGAACAGAUGCUAAGAAUCAUAAUUUUAAAAAGCUUUCCUGAAAUAAAAAAGGAUCUGAUAUUCUGUAUUUUGUUUGGGUGGUGGUUACACAACUAUACCCAACUGUCAAAAUGCAUCAAACCAAACAUCUAAAAUAUAUACAUUUUACUGCAUGUUCAUACCUCAAGUAAAAAUAUCUUUUUAAAAACUUGAAACUACUUACUGAAAGAACAGACAGCUACCUGACAAUACUGAACCAGAACAACCAACACCAGACAUAUUUUACUAAUAUUAUUAGACAUUAAAGAAAAGAAAAAGAAUCUUUGGGCAGUUAAACAAAAACAGUAAGUGAUUUAUAAGGGAAAGAAAAGUACAUUAUCAUCAUAUUCUUAUGCCAGAAGAAAACAGAGUAAUAUAUUUAUGAUGCUCAAUUAAAAUGAAAUGUGACCUGGGGACUUUAUAUCCAGUCAAACUGAAUGUGAAUUUUAAAGGGCACACAGGGUUAUCCAUGUGUAAAAAACUUCAGGGAAUAGUGUUGUCAUGAGUCGUUCUGAGGAAUCAAUGAUUGCAGAAUGAGUUUCAUUCAGCCAGAUUAUAAGAGGGAUCCUGACAGAAGAAUUGGUGGUGAACAUUAAUCAUAUAAUUACUUAUAAAACUAAAAUUUAAUGAUGGAUAAAAGGGUGAGAGUAUGAUAUAUAAUGACUAUAUGCUUACUCUAACAAUUUUUUUAAAAAUGAAAGAAAUGGGGAGAAUAUACGCAAAAUUUUAAAUUACUUUCAGUUAAAUUUUACUGGUGAUAGUUAGUUGUAUUAUACUGAGAUUGUUUUAUAUACAAUGUAGGAAAAAACAAGUAAUUAUGAGAUAUUCUAAUUUUAUAAUUUCCUGUCCUUGAGAAUUAGAAUCUUCAUUGUGGAAGAAAGGAAAUACAGAUGAAAUAUGAUAGAGGUUAAUAAGUAAAAUAUUCCAUAGUCCUGAAUUAGAAUUGGAAAUAUCCUGUUAAACUCAAGAAGUAUCAUAUCUAUAUUUUAGUUCUGGCCAUGAAAUUUAUCUACAGCGACCAGCCCAGUAGUGAUACAUUCUCCUAGAAUUUAGAUUGUUGUUUUGAAAUGUCAUUUCUUGCUUAAAGAAACUAGGGUCUCCGGAAAACAUGGCAGAUUCCAGUUUUGAGACAGGAAAUUUCAAAAUGAGCGUGGAAGCUCAUGUUCAGUCAUGCUAUCAUGACCUAGCCAAGAGCACUAUUAAAAGUUUACUGGGGUCAUGGCAAAGGGCUCAGGAGUCAAUUUGAAGAGUCUCUCACUGGUCAAAGAUGGAGUAAUUUGAGUGCUAAUUGCAGCUAACUGAAACCCAACAAAGAUUUUAAAUCCAUGAGUUCAUAAUGAUAUUGUAAAAUAAAUCCUACUUGUUUACCUUCAGGGAAAUGAUAGGAAACGAAUUCAUUAUCUUGAAAACUGAUAAAUAUAGGUAAAAAUUAAGCAUUUCUCUUGCCUCUCCUAUAGGAACUAUACUAAAUCAUAGAUAAGGGGAAACAUCUUGCUAUAUAAAAGUAUUCCAAUUAACAGUGAAAAGGAAAUUAGAAUGUCACCACUUUGCUGCCCCCAGUGAAAUAAUGGAUGUGGGCAUUUGCUACAUUAGUAUCUGCUCCCUUCUCAAGAACAGGGACAAUCAGACAGUGUGGGCCUUCUGCUGAGAGAACGCACUACCAAAGGGAUACAACAUGAGCCUGAUGAAGCUUUUGGGCCCAGCAUCCAAUUUGUGAGAAAUGCAACCAGUUCUGCUAGUAACAUAUUCUUAAAAGAUCUCUGUGCUUUGUCAAACCACACAGUAAAAACCACAGGGCUGACUGAUGGCAAAACCGAGGUAAAAAAAAAGAAACUCCUCAGUGACAUAUUAAAAAAUAAGUUCGCAAUAUAAUAAAAACAGUAACCUAGUUUUGUAUGUUUUAUGUGGUC